AUGAAUGGUCUAAAGGCAAUUGCGACUGCAAAACGAGAGGCAAUUUUUUGGAUUGAUGACGUGGGUGAUAUGUCUAAGUGGUCAUUGUGUCAUGAUGGAGGACAUAGGCGUGAACGUGCUAGCGCAUGGUUACUUGGAGGACACAUGUACACAGCGCAUGCCACGAGAAUUAUCAAUAGAAAUACUGAAAAGACAAAUUUUCAUGAGAUAAUCGCAUUUGAUUACAGAAGUGGCGUAUUUGAAGUUAAGACCGGGAGGGGUACUAGAGGAUCGUCCAAGGGGGGAAAGAUUCAACAAGUUGACUUGAAUCAAGAGAAGUGCACAUGUAACAAACUUGAGAUAUACCACCUUCCUUGUUCACACAUACUUGCUGUGUGCAUCAAACGACACCUUUCAUUUGGGAGGUUCGUGGAUCCGUGCUAUACUAGUCAAAGUUAUGCAAGUACAUACGAACAUUACUUCAUGCCCAUGAUCGAUAAGAGGUCAUGGCCGCAAUACACGGGCUUUGAGCUUAGACACGACCCCGCUCAAAUUCGUGGUAUAGGGAGGCCUAAGUCUAAGAGAAUUGCCAAUGAAAUGGAUGAGGGUAGACCAAAUCGAUCUAAUUGUCGUCGUUGUGGGAGCGAAGGUCAUAACUCAUAA
Molecule: messenger RNA, 642 nt
Organism: Amaranthus tricolor (Joseph's coat)
Lineage: Eukaryota; Viridiplantae; Streptophyta; Magnoliopsida; Caryophyllales; Amaranthaceae
Exons: 2
Coding region: 1-642 (213 amino acids)
Molecular function (GO): zinc ion binding
Source: RefSeq, a predicted model, not a curated record